This is a messenger RNA of Didymodactylos carnosus, 477 nucleotides long. The record is from the annotation of a GenBank genome assembly. NCBI's taxonomy places the organism in Eukaryota, Metazoa, Rotifera, Eurotatoria, Philodinida, Philodinidae.
AUGAUUGAUCAUGCUUAUGCGUAUUAUUCUCAUUGUUUUAAACAACGCGAAGUCAAUUAUCUCUCACCAACUGAUGUACGUGUGAACAAUUAUAUUAAAAAUUUCGACAAUCAUUUAAAUGAGCAACCGUCGAAAUCCUUUCUUUUUACCAUGAAUGAUUUUCGAUGGGCUAUUAGGAGUCUCAAAGCUAAACAAUCAUCGGGACCAGAUAAAGUUUCAAAUAAAACGAUUAAACUCCUUCCACAAUCUCAUUAUUCGUUUAUUCUGGUAGCAUUCAAUAAACUUUUGACCACAAAUUUAUAUCCGUCUCAUUGGAAAACAGCAAAAAUGCUCUUACUUCCGAAAGAAAAAGCAUCGUUGAUCUCAAUUGAGAACACCAGAUCGAUCUCAUUAAUAUCGUGUUUUGGUAAAGUUUUCGAAAAAUGUAUGCUUUUACAUCAGAAAGUGAAUGACAGAAAACAAUAUACUCCCCGAUGA